AUGCCACCAUCAGAAACAGGAACUGUUAUAAUAACAGGUGCAAAUGGGUCUUGUGCCUUGGGAUUUGUCUCUCACCUCGUAGCCCACUACCCAAAUCUCACCCUUCUUGCAACAGUUCGCAACGCAUCACUCGGUGAUCCCAACACAGCGCGCCUCAACGACAUAAUCUCAACAUCCUCUCAAGCUUCUAUCGAAUCAUUGGAUCUCUCCUCCCUAUCCAACGUCCGCGCUUUCGCAGAGAAAACAGCACAACGCGUGAAAAAUGGUGAGCUACCACCUAUAAAAGCCAUUGUAUGCAAUGCCUUCACAAUGUCUCUCAAAGAACAAGUCUUCACCGAAGACGGGUUUGAGAGGACAUUUCAGGUCAACCAUCUAAGUCACUACCUUCUUGUCCUCAAACUCCUUGGUUCAAUGUCCUCGGACGGUAGGAUUGUGAUGCUUGGUUCGAACACACAUUAUACAGAUCGACCGCAUCCGUUGUUCAGUAUGAAGGUUGGUAUCCCCGAGGAUAUGGAAACGCUGGUGAAGCCGAAAAUGGACAAGCCCGGGAAGGGCUACGACCAUGGUUUUCACAGGUACGGGAUGAGUAAGCUGGCCAAUAUCAUGUUUAUGCAUGACCUCAACGCAAAGCUUGCCAAGAACCCCAAGCUGUCUGGAAUCACAGCUACAGCGAUGGACCCAGGUGGCAUGGUCGACUCUCGCGCACACAAGAUACAAACACCCCUCAUACGCUUCGCAUUCGGCUUGAUCGUUCUAUUACUGCCCAUCUUGAAGUACUUCACUGAUGAGCUACGAUCUUCCGCACAAUCUGGACAGGAACUGGCCGAGUUGGCUGUUGGAGAAAAGUACCAGGGAGAAAAGGGAUAUUUUAUGGGGGCAAGACGGGAGAAAGAGGAUGCAAUCUGUAUGGACAAUGAUAAGAGAGACAUAUUAUGGAAAGCUUGCUGGGAUUGGACUGGUAUUCAGAAGGGAGAGACCGUUUUGGAGGAGUAUUGA
Fusarium poae is the source of this 996-nucleotide messenger RNA. RefSeq lists its product as uncharacterized. Gene Ontology annotation, molecular function: 3-beta-hydroxysteroid 3-dehydrogenase (NADP+) activity. Lineage: Eukaryota; Fungi; Ascomycota; Sordariomycetes; Hypocreales; Nectriaceae. The transcript is spliced from 2 exons. Gene Ontology annotation, cellular component: lipid droplet; endoplasmic reticulum membrane; mitochondrial outer membrane. The record is from RefSeq and is a predicted model, not a curated record. Bases 1 to 996 code for a protein of 331 amino acids.